Amblyraja radiata (thorny skate) is the source of this 2789-nucleotide messenger RNA. It is a transcript of the gene asb2a.1, whose product is annotated as ankyrin repeat and SOCS box containing 2a, tandem duplicate 1. Gene Ontology annotation, molecular function: protein binding. Lineage: Eukaryota; Metazoa; Chordata; Chondrichthyes; Rajiformes; Rajidae. The transcript has 10 exons. Gene Ontology annotation, biological process: intracellular signal transduction. The coding region runs from base 145 to 2091 and encodes 648 amino acids. Gene Ontology annotation, cellular component: cytoplasm. The record is from RefSeq and is a predicted model, not a curated record.
AGAGAGAGGGGACAAGCGGACAAGGCAGGACCCACCACCCAAGCGAGCUCCAGAAAAAGGCUCCGGCAUUGAAGGUCAAAGGCGGGCUUUGUUGGUGGUGAGAAGCGCCGUGACACUGACAGCCGCCCCUGGCGCCGCGGGAGGAUGGCGAUACGAGUCACUGCCAGCCGCGACUCGGGGCGGACAUUCGGCCAGGAGGAGUACAGUCUGUACAGUGGCCUGAGCGAGGAUGAGCUCAUUCAGAUGGCGAUCGAGCAGAGCCUGGCGGUGGCGCCUUCUUCCUCCGGCCAGCCCCCCAGCUCCACGGUGCAAGCUCACCCCAGAGGCCGAGCCCAGGCUCAGGUGAACCGGCCAGCAGCACAGGGAUCUGCAGCCCAGCCAUGUCCCAAGAACAGGGCAUCUCUGGCCAGUGCUGCUCCCACAGCGAACCCUCCGAGAACAAGCCACUUCAGAAGAUACGACGGCAGGCUCUUCCCAGUCUCCAAGCCGGCAGCGGAGCCCGAUCCUGUCGUCGCUGCGGUAAGUAACGGCGAUGAAGAAGCCUUGAAAAAAAUGAUGCAGUCGGGGAAGAAACUUUCCGUGCCAAAUCGGGAAGGCUGGAUCCCUCUGCACGAAGCUGUCUAUUACAACAAGCCAGGCUGUGUGAAAUUGCUGCUGAGAGCUUAUCCUGGAACUGUCGACUGUCGGACACUGGCAGAGGAGACUGCUUUGAUUUUAGCAACCGCCAGAGGAUACCUGGAGUGUAUGCAUUGUCUGUUGGAAGCAGGAGCAGAAUGUGACAUCACUAAUAAGGCAAAAGAAACUGCACUCUACAAAGCAUGUGAAAAUAAAAGCGCGGAGGUUGUGAAGCUUCUCGUAAAAUUCAACGCCAACGUUAAUCACCGCUGCAACCUCGGAUGGACUGCACUCCACGAGGCCGUCGUACGAAAUGAUCUGGACAUCAUUGAAGCUCUUGUCACUGCCGGCGCCAAGAUCGAGUCCACAAACUCUUACGGAAUCACUCCGUUAUUUGUAGCAGCUCAGAGCGGACAAAUGGAGGCUGUACGCUUUCUUGUAAAGUGUGGUGCCAACAUCAACACCCAGGCCAGUGAUAAUGCCUCAGCGUUAUAUGAAGCCUGUAAAAAUGAGCAUGUAGACAUCGUGGAGUUCCUCCUGUCACAAAACGCUGAUGCUAACAAGGGAAACAAGGAUGGCUGGCUGCCUCUUCACAUCGCAGCUGCAAAAGGCAACUCGGACCUGGUUCAGGUAUUGAUUCCCGUUACGAGUAAGGUCCGUGUGAGACGCAGUGGGAUUAGUCCUCUUCAUCUUGCUGUUCAGCAUAACCAGGUGGAUGUUAUGGAAGAGCUAAUAGAAGCCGGCUUUAACGUUAAUGCUCUCCUAUCACCUGAAAGAUCGCGACUUUUUGAAGACAAGCGCACUUCUAUUUUGUACUUUGCUGUUUACAACAACAAUAUAGAGUCUACAGAAAUACUGCUGAAGGCUGGAGCACAUCCCAACGUGGAUUUGAUAACCCCCCUCCUCAUUGCUAUCCGGCACGGCUCCGUCAAAAUUAUCCAGAUCCUCAUGGACUAUGGGGCUAACAUCAAUGCCUAUAUUCUGACACACCCCACUUCCUUCCCGGCAACAAUUAUGUUUUCUAUGAAGUACCUCAGUUUGCUAAAGUUAAUCAUGGACUAUGGUGGUGACGGAGAAUCGUGCUUUAAUUGUGACUAUGGCAGUUGUCAACAUCCAGAGCAAGUGCAGAGAAACCCUGAAAGAGAGCCAGAGAAUAAACAUCCGAAAGUUGUCCAAUUUUGUGAGAUUGUGUCUACACCUGGAAUCUGCAGAUGGGCUGGGCCAAUUAUCGAUGUGCUACUUGACUAUGUUGGUAAUGUGAAUCUCUGCAGUAAAUUGAGGGAACAUCUGGACAGUUAUGAAGACUGGGAAGCUAUCAGAGCCAAAUCAGAACUUCCAAGGCCUCUUCUUCAUCUUUGUCGAAUUAAAAUUCGAAAGAUUUUGGGACGUGAGAGACUAAGACUUAUCGAAAUUCUGCCUCUCCCAGGCAGGCUGAGAAAAUACUUGGACUAUGACCUUACAAAUGAGUUGGCAUAAGCAGAGGCUUUGGCAUGGAAUGGAAGGAUAAUGUAUUAUAAACGUACUUGUGCAUUAGAGGGUGCAGUGAAAGAAGUCAGCCCAUAAUCAGAUUAGCAACAGCUACAAAUCAUUUUUGGAUAUGUGAUGGAGCAAAACGAAAUAAUGUUUUGUGGAAUAAUAACACCAACUAACUUAUGUGGUCUAUGAGUGAUUGAGUGAGCACCAGGAGACUGGAAAUAAAUCAGGAUCUUUGGAUUUAAAAGGUUCCUAGCAAAGGAAACUAAACCUGAAAUGGAAGCAUUCUAAUAAUGCAUAUCAUGCCAAUCAACGUGUGAAUGAGAAAUGGUAGAGUACAAUUUGGCUACAUCCUUGUCACACGUUCCAAUGGAAGGUUCCCCAGAAGACCCCGCCUCUCUUUUUCCAGUGUUGGUGGAAAUAUUGUGCAUGCCCAACAUUUUGUAUUUUCAAACCAGCUUUCCAACAGAUUGCAGCAUUUUAAUCUGUAUAUACGUAAUAUAAAAAAUGUACCAAGAUUCUCAUAGAAGUGGCCUGAUGCAUCAAUGUGUAAGAUAAAGAUUUGGCAAGCAAUUUUUUUUUGGUGAAGGAAUAGAAAAGAAUGAUUGAUUAAUUAGCAUUGUGCAACUUAGACACAUUUUACACAUGGAACUCCAUGAAAAGUUCAAUGGAGACACAGGAACCGCAGGUGCAGGUUUACA